Molecule: messenger RNA, 810 nt
Organism: Clonostachys byssicola
Lineage: Eukaryota; Fungi; Ascomycota; Sordariomycetes; Hypocreales; Bionectriaceae
Source: the annotation of a GenBank genome assembly
AUGACCACAGGAGCACCUGAAGCGCUCAGUAUGGCGGUACGUCUCCAGGACAGAGUGGUCCUAAUUACUGGCGCCGGGGGGACCAUCGGGCUAGAGUCGGCAAGUCGUCUCCUACAGGAGGGUGCUCGUCUUAGUCUACUGGACAUCAGCACUACUGCUCUAGACAAGGCUAUGGAGCAGCUGAAACCCCUCAUACCAGCCGACCAGGAGGCCUCGAGCCGAAUUAUUGCUAUCAAAACAGACGUGACGGUAGCGGCGGAUAUGGAAGCUGCAACGGCUAAGACGGUCGACACCUUUGGGCGACUAGACUGCGCGUUUCUCAACGCUGGCAUCAGCUACAGCUCCACGAGCAUAUUCGACACGACUGAGGAACUCUAUGAAAAGCUGAUGGCAAUAAAUGUUAAGUCAGCAUUUCUUGGCAUUCGAGCAACAGGCAAAGCAAUGCGGGAUCUGGGGAAUGGUGGUAGCAUCAUCAUUACCUCUUCGAUUGCUGGUCUACGAGGUACGCCAGGGCUCAUUCUAUACUCUGGGUCGAAGUACGCCGUACGAGGUUUUGCCCAAACCGCAGCGAAUGAGCUUGGUCAGUACGGCAUCCGUGUCAAUACAAUCCAUCCAUCGGGCGUGGAUGGCGUUAUGUUCCGCAACACCUGGAGCCCCGAGAAACUUCAGAGCCUCCUGGAUGCAAUGCCUCUGGGAAGAUUUGCUCAAGCGUCGGAUAUAUCUAGUGUAGUUGCCUUCUUAGCUAGUGAUGAUUCUAAGUUCAUGACAGGGGGGUUUAUGAAGGUGGACGGAGGUUGCAUAAACUUCUGA